Molecule: messenger RNA, 3628 nt
Organism: Notolabrus celidotus (New Zealand spotty)
Lineage: Eukaryota; Metazoa; Chordata; Actinopteri; Labriformes; Labridae
Gene: intu
Product: inturned planar cell polarity protein
Exons: 17
Coding region: 331-3174 (947 amino acids)
Biological process (GO): establishment of planar polarity; vesicle-mediated transport; nervous system development
Cellular component (GO): cilium; cytoplasm
Molecular function (GO): protein binding
Source: RefSeq, a predicted model, not a curated record
AAAUUCCGCUCUGCUGGCCUGGAGAAACGCUCCAAAGUUUUUCUUUUUUUUAAAAAGCACAAACGUGCCUCUCCUCUCUGUGAGUAGCGUUGAACCGUUCAUUACUCCUCGGGACUGAUUGACGUGAGAAACUAGGGGGAGGAGGAUCGUUCUGGUCUUGGAGACGCGCUGCAGCCUGCACGCUGGUUCUCUACGGAGCAGAGGAAAAUUACUUAUUCUGACUGAGCUCUUUCAAGGCUUCCUCUUGGACUAUAAAUCUCACUAACCUGGACAAUUUGAGUCAACGCUGCAGUGUGUCGAUCUCCUCCCGUGUGAAAAGAUGACACGCAAAUGAUGUUUAACAUUUCUAUAGAUGGAGGUUCAUUCUCAAAAAACUUGGAGGACUUCGACUCUAUCCGCAGUGUUCUCCUGUACAGUGACCUUGAGCCAGAAUGGUUAGAUGAUAUCCAGAAGAACGGCGAGCUUUUCUACCUGGAGCUGAGUGAGGGCGAAGAGGAGGCCGCAUUAGCCCAAGCUGACGCCAGUCAAGGCGUGUCCACUAACCAUGUCCGCUUCAGCGACAAGGAAGCAGAGAUCAUCACAGAGCAAAACAAGAAGCAGCGAUGCAGCUCACACAAGAAAGGCGAGCCCGCGCUCAAGAAGCUAGCUCGAAUCCUGAGGAGAAAACGCCGACCGUCUCAGCGCAGAGGAGGAGGUAAAGACAACUCGUCUCCAACAUCCAUCCUGAAGAACCAGCCCGUUCAGAGGCAGGGUGUGACGGUUCAGCAGCAGCAGCUGAAAGAAGUGUGUGUCUACCUCAACCCUAAACGUCUCGGAGGUACAUGUGCACCUCUGUCUGACACAGGGGGGCUGCUGGAAGCUCUGCUGGGGGUGGUGCACCGCCCCUCCUGGAGCAGAGGAACAGGAGACCCCAGAGCCGGGAGACAGGAGGAGAGACUGGCUGUUCAUGGACUGAUACCAAACAGCCCGGCCAUUAAAUGUGGACAAAUCCUAAUUGGUGAUGUCCUCGUAGCUGUGGAUGAUGUGGACGUGACCUCUGAAAACAUCGAGAGGGUUCUUUCUUGCAUCCCAGGACCGACACAGGUGAGGCUGACUCUGGAGACGGUGGCCCUGGUAGACAGCAGCAGUCCUAGCAACACUCCAUCUGCUCGUAGGAUGAAGACCUCUCCACCAGUCAGCCAGCUGGUGCGUCUGCUAUGGGGUGAGGACACAGCAGAACUGCAGAUGUCUAUUGGACACAUCCCACAUAUCGUCAUGUACCUGUCUCUUAAACUGGACUCUGCAUCGCCACAGGAGGAGGAGGAGAUCUUGUACCAGUACCCAGUAUCUGAGGCGUCACACCAGCUGAAAGGAGUGCGGGGGAUCUUCCUCACUCUGUGCGACAUGCUGGAGAAUGUCACAGGAGGGCAGAUCAUCAGUUCCUCCCUUCUGCUCGGGAAACAGCUGGUGCAUGUCGGCUACUGGAAGGAGAGCAACAACCUGCUGGUUAUUGGACUUCCUGCUGAGAGGGUUCCUCUGCUGUGUCUGCAGACGGUGGUGGGGGACGUGGUCAGGACUCUAAAAGUGAUGUACGGCUCCUUGGACAGUGCGUUCAAUAAGGAGGACCAGGUUCCCAGGUUGGACCACUUCUUCUGCCUGUUCUUCCAGCAGCUCAUCCAGCCGUCUCGCCUGAGGGACGGCUCCUCGGCUCCACCCCCCGAUGUCUCAGGGACCCUUUUCCUCGAUGGGCUGCCGGCUGUCCGGUGGCUCACGCUGCCUCCAGAAAUCAAGAUGGAGGUGGAUACAGUCCUCUCUGACUUUGAGUCUUCUGAUUUUGGAGAAAUGUCUGAAGAUUAUUUUGGCCUGAGACGUCUGUAUGUGAUUCUUGGCUCCUGUUUGUUCUACAAGUCCUACCUGAUCGCCAACCACCUACCUAAAGAGGACCUGCUGGACGUGUCUCUGUACUGUCAGCACUACUGCCUGCUGCCUCUGGCGUCCGAGCAGCGGGUGGGUCAGCUGGUCAUCUGGAGGGAGGUGUUCCCACAGCAGAGAGCAAACAGCAGUGGUGGAAAGGCGGCGGGAUACAGCCCGCCUGAAGGACGACACUUCCUGCUCAUCGUGGGGCUGAGGCACUUCAUGCAGUGUGUACUGCUGGAGGCAGGGGGCUGUGCCUCACCUGCCCUGAGUUCUCCAGGACCGGACUGUGUUUACGUAGAUCAGGUGAAGGCGACCCUGCUGCAGCUGGAGGUGUUGGAGGCGGGCAUUGAGGAGCGUCUGAACGCCCCUCCCGCUCCCUGCCUGUCCUGCGCCGACUGGUUCCUCCCCGCCGUCACGGCCCGAGACCGCCUGGACAGCCUGGCUUCCUCCUCCCCUGUCUUCAGCAAGCUAGCCGGAACAGUCAGAGGUUCAUCCUCCUCGGGUACCAGAGGCCGCAGCCUGUUCGGAGAGAAGGCCCGGAGGUUCAGCCCGCAGAGGAGCCCGUCAGACAGCGGGAGCGAGGGUCAGAUGGAUGCUGGGUCGGGGUCUGGUUCGUCAGCGGCCCCUGGUCUUAGUCCUCAGUCCACUCCGGAUUCAGCACGGAAGCUCGGGGUUCGACGGGACUCACUGGGGUCUGGAGGGUCUGAUGGGAGUGGAGGAAGUGGAGGACUCUUUAAGGUUCCCAGGAUGAAGCACCCGAACCCGUUCCACCUGGGCACCCUGAAGAAAACCCUGACCGAGAGAGAGACGGAGGAGAUGUACAACACCAUGAAACUGACCUCAGGCUCAGAGAACACCUUGUUCCACUAUGUCCUGAUGGAGACGGUUCAGGGGAUCUUCAUCGCUCCCACUCACAGAGAGGUGGCUCAGCUCAGCGGCUCCAUUCACCCGCAGCUCAUCCGCAACUUCCACCACUGCUGCCUCUCCAUACGGGCAGCGUUUCAGCAGAGCCUGCCAGCAAGGGGUCGGCGUUCUGCAGAGCGGCCUCGAGGCGCUGGUUGGGGACUCGGUCCAGUGAAGGAACAUGGGGUCUUGUUUCAGUGUAAACCUGAGAACUGGACUGAUCAGAGGAAACCUGCUCCCACCAUGACUUACUGGGUCAUAGGGCGGAUGUUGCUCGAGCCCGUCCCUCAGGAGUUCUACGUGUGCUUCCAUGACUCAGUGGCGGAGGUUCCCGUAGAGAUGGCCUUCAGACUCUCUUACGGUCUGGCCUUGUGAUGGUGAUGCACCGCUCCCUCGCUCUUUCCAGCACAUCCAGAUGUUUUAUGGGGGACUUUUGAUGCCUCUGUUAUAUUCUCAGGAAAAACAGUUUCAACUCCAUGGAGCAGAUGUGGGAUAUGAAGCUUGAUGCCACAGUCUGUGUGUCUGUUACAUGCCUUUAUUUUUUCAGCAGCAGAGUGUGAUCAGCGUGUGACAGCGAGAGGCUGAGUGAGUUCAAACCAGGUCACUUUGAGCAAAGCUGCUCCAAAGAUCAGCAAAUACCUCAAACCUUUGUUAAAGAGAAGACUUAAAUGUUGCAGUCAAGUGUACUAAGCUGGAGCGAUACAAAUCAAGCUGCUGCUGCUCACACACAGUUUGUAUGCAGUCCUUUUUUCUUUAUUUAAGAUGUACAGUUUUGUAUGGAAAUGAAGUCUUUUGUUAAAAAUAAGUAUUGACAUUAAAGAAGAUUUUA